ACAGUGAUUUGAGUUUCAAUAUAAAGCUUGUUUUAAACUAACAUUGUCAAAAUCAACAUGGCUCUGUGGGUACUGUUAGCCUUAGUGUCUCUGUCUUGUAAAAUAGAAGGAUCCUUCAAGAAAGGAACGUGUGCUUAUCCAGGAAACCUGCUGUGUGAUGACUUCAAAGUUCUUAACAACAUGUCGUGGUGGUAUGAUUGGAGUAUGGACUUAUCAUUCUAUUAUGACAAAGUAGGACAGCACUGUAAUGGUACCAAUCGUCUUGUACCCAAGCAUGUUCCCAUGGUGAAGAAAUACAACAAUCACACCAAUCUUACAAUCCAAACCUGGGGAAAGUUUGUAUUAGGCUUCAACGAGCCAGAUCGUGAAGCCCAUGGCAAUAUGACACCCCAGCAGGCUGCCGAUGCCUGGCCAGAGAUAGAGAAGAACUCACACGGGGCCAAGCUUGUCAGUCCUGCUGCUGGCGGAAAAUUUAAAUGGUACGAAGAAUUUUUCCGGCUUUGUAACGGCUGCAGGAUCGACUUCCUCGCAGCACAUAUGUACAACUGCGAUGCUAAUGCAAUUAUGUCGUACUUGCAACAACUGUUUCACAGAUACAACAAGAAAAUUUGGCUCACGGAAUUUGCAUGUCCACAAACACAUGAUGAAAAAAAACAGCUGCAUUUGAUGAAGACCCUUUUGCCACAGCUGGAAGCUGCAGAUUACGUAUUCAGGUAUUCGUGGUUCUCGGCUCGAAUUCCUCAAAAGCGCUACGACAGCUAUGUUACCCCGUCUGCAAGCUUGUUACAACCCAAUUCGUCAGAGCUCACAAUGAUUGGUCAGUUCUACAACAGCUUCCACGUGCAACAUGAUUACUCACAUAUGAUUGGUUAAUCACACAUGUGAAAUUGUGAAAUAAAAAUGUAUGAACCUUACCAAUUCUAACUUUGUUACGUUUUUGUUGGUGCUAUAACGAUCAUUAAAAAAAAUGCUGGAAA
This is a messenger RNA of Ruditapes philippinarum (Manila clam), 977 nucleotides long. RefSeq lists its product as uncharacterized. The record is from RefSeq and is a predicted model, not a curated record. NCBI's taxonomy places the organism in Eukaryota, Metazoa, Mollusca, Bivalvia, Venerida, Veneridae. The transcript is spliced from 3 exons. Bases 58 to 873 code for a protein of 271 amino acids.